ACAGAGGUGACAUCACGGCGCCUAGAGCGAGGCUAGGGUAGAGAGGCCGACGAGCUGGAGUCGUCGGCUUGUGGAGGAAGCAGCUGGGAGCUGGCGAGAGCGUGAGCGGGCGGGCAGGCGAACGAAAGAGCGCAGGCGGGAGGGAGCGGCGCACGGCGCGGAGCAGCGGCAGCCCGGGCCGCGGCGGAGCCUCCGUCGGAGGACAGCCGGAGCGGGCGCCUCGGUCCCCGCCCCCACUCGGCGGGGCAGUGCCCGGUGUUCCCCCGUGCGGGGGGCGGCGGCGGCGGCUGAGCGGACCCCACGGGACCGCGCGGGUGUUGCCACCUCGGCCGAGGAGCCGGCGAGGCCGCGGGGCCCUGCGAGCUGGGCCCGGGGCCCGUGACAGACGGGCCAAGGAGGGGAGAGAGGCGGCGGCGGCGCAGGCGACGGGGAGGCAGCGGCAGCGGCGACACCAUGUCAUCCCCCAGUCCCGGCAAGAGGCGGAUGGACACGGACGUAGUCAAGCUCAUUGAAAGCAAACAUGAGGUUACAAUCCUAGGAGGACUCAAUGAAUUUGUUGUCAAGUUUUAUGGACCACAAGGAACACCAUAUGAAGGUGGGGUGUGGAAAGUUCGAGUGGACCUACCUGAUAAAUACCCUUUCAAGUCUCCAUCUAUAGGAUUCAUGAAUAAAAUUUUCCAUCCCAACAUUGAUGAAGCGUCAGGAACUGUGUGUCUAGAUGUAAUUAAUCAAACUUGGACAGCUCUCUAUGAUCUUACCAAUAUAUUUGAGUCCUUCCUGCCCCAGUUGCUGGCCUAUCCUAACCCCAUAGACCCUCUCAAUGGUGAUGCUGCAGCCAUGUACCUCCACCGACCAGAAGAGUACAAGCAGAAAAUUAAAGAAUACAUCCAGAAGUAUGCAACGGAGGAGGCCUUGAAGGAACAGGAGGAGGGCACUGGCGACAGCUCAUCGGAGAGUUCUAUGUCUGACUUCUCAGAAGAUGAGGCCCAGGACAUGGAGUUGUAGUAGAAAAGGCAUCUGCUUUUCAGAAAGACUAUUAUUUCCUAACCAUGAGAAGCAGACUCUAAUAUUCAUAUUUAAACAAAGCAAUUUUUUUUAUUACUAAACAAGGUUUUUAUGAAUAAUAGCAUUGAUAUAUAUAUAUUAUAUAUCACCCUUUAGAUCUUGAUUUCUUGGUCAUUUCUCAACCUGAGGUGCAUAGCAUAUUCCCACAUUCCAUUUUGGUAGCAAUAUGCGGUCCGAAUGCAUGCAUUCAUAAGUCCAUUUGGCCAAGCCAGCCUGUGUGCUACUGAACUGUCAAGAGAUUGCCGCUCUGAUAGGUAAACAUGA
Mastomys coucha (southern multimammate mouse) is the source of this 1329-nucleotide messenger RNA. RefSeq names its product ubiquitin conjugating enzyme E2 H (gene Ube2h). The record is from RefSeq and is a predicted model, not a curated record. NCBI's taxonomy places the organism in Eukaryota, Metazoa, Chordata, Mammalia, Rodentia, Muridae. Gene Ontology annotation, cellular component: nucleus. The transcript is spliced from 7 exons. Gene Ontology annotation, biological process: ubiquitin-dependent protein catabolic process; protein polyubiquitination. Gene Ontology annotation, molecular function: ubiquitin conjugating enzyme activity. Bases 454 to 1005 code for a protein of 183 amino acids.